Ostrinia furnacalis (Asian corn borer) is the source of this 1814-nucleotide messenger RNA. RefSeq lists its product as uncharacterized. Gene Ontology annotation, biological process: establishment of cell polarity; cell adhesion; microtubule cytoskeleton organization. The record is from RefSeq and is a predicted model, not a curated record. NCBI's taxonomy places the organism in Eukaryota, Metazoa, Arthropoda, Insecta, Lepidoptera, Crambidae. Gene Ontology annotation, molecular function: phosphatidylinositol binding. The transcript has 9 exons. Bases 10 to 1491 code for a protein of 493 amino acids. Gene Ontology annotation, cellular component: apical plasma membrane; adherens junction; apical junction complex.
ACAGACAGCAUGGACAGCCUGGCCAGGUGGAAGGACGACACCCCUCCCAAUGGCAAUGACACCACAAACUCCAACGAGAACAGCCAGUUCAACACCGUCAUCUACAACACCUCAGACAAAGACUGCAAAGCUAACGACACCUACAACAGUAAUCAGAAGGAAGGCUUCGACAGCCAUGAUGGCAGAGGCAGCAAAAAACACGCUUCUAUAGUCACCAUAAAUAAUAAUAAUAGCUGGGUCUCCAAUCAGUCGGAUGACAGCAAAGGGUAUCUAGAAAGAGACAAAGAAAUCCCCCAUGAUAAUAAAAGAGAUAGUUUUGAAUGGAGCAGACUAGAUGGGUGGAACCCUGUGAUAGAUAGACUGACGGGACUUAGGAACGAAAGCUAUUAUAUGGCGACGGGUCAGGAUGCCCCGGUUACGAAUGGACACGGCCACCAUUAUAGGCCGAAUCUAGGCCAUGUGCACAUGUCUAGAUCGCCGCCUGCGCACCAUAAUGUCAUCAUAGAAGAAGACUAUGGGACGACGACAAGGGGCAGCACAGGCGGCAAUGGCGGCGAGUCCGGCAGCGAAUGCGGCGCGGGCUUCAGCCGAGACGCCGUGGGCCGCCGCUCCAUGUCGGAGAAGCGCCACGCUGCCAUGGACGCCAAGCAGACCGGCACCUACAAGAAGAUCAAGGAGAUCAAGGCCGUCAACUCAUUACAAGUAGGCCCGUCGCUGGGAAUGCGCAAGUCGUCCAGUUUAGAAUCGUUACAAACAGCUAUACAAGAGAACCAAAGGCAUCCACGCAAUGAACCAAUUUAUGCGCGAGCGCACCCACCGUUAAAACAUUGGCUAACAGAUGACAAUGGUCCCGAAGGAAUGGUCCGAGGCUCACCACAGCAGUCGUCACUAUCACAUAAAAAGCCGUCCCUACUCAAGUCACUCUCAACUAUGUUCAGGAUCGGCAAGCCCCAUAAAAAACCAGAGACAGAAGUGUACGGACGCUCCCAGCCGGGGCGGUCGUCGGAGAAAUCUUUAUCGCGGGAGGCACUGGAGAGACACAACCGGAUAGACGAGCGGCUGGAUGAGAAUAACCCGCCGCACCAGAGACCGGAGCCGCAGCACUCGCGGCAGAGCAGCAGCGAGCGCAAGUCGGAACGCCGCGCCGCCGCGCCGCCCUACCGCGCGCCGCCCGCCCGCACCGCGCCCACGCAGCAGCAGCAGGCCUUGGACAGCGCGUGGGGACCAACAGGACACUAUGUAAACUACGAAGAAAUACAGCAGAACCUCAACGCGCGAAGAGAGAAGCUCAGUGAAGUGCAGAUCGGACAAAUGAGGCGGCAGGUGCACGCGCAACGGGCCAAGGCUGAGGAGGAGAGUCGUCGGGCAGGCGGCGGAGCUGGCUACCACUCUCAGCGAUCAUGUAGGGACGCUCCGAGGCCACAGUCCAACUACUACGAGUACGAGACCGCCCCCCCUAGGAGGCCCGGCAAGCUGUCUCACUACCACUGACGGUACUUGGAACUGGUAACUGUGUGUGUAAAAGUACCCGCAAUUUUAACUUGUGGGCAGUGAGCUACCGCCUAUUCAUCCUGGACAGUAAAGCUUGAAAAACUCCAAGCUGCUAGGGCUUGGAGCAGUGAUAGUCCACUGACGGUACUUGGAACUGGUAACCUGGUAACUGUGUUUGUGUAAAAGUACCCGCAAUUGUAACUGUGGGCUUGUGCUAUGAGCUACUAAACCGCCUACUCUCAUAAAGUAAAGCUCAAGUAGCUCUUGGGAAGUUGAUAAAAAUACCUUUGGCAGGAAUAUUUGGUACUUGUAGCUGUGUUUUU